This is a messenger RNA of Octodon degus (degu), 1425 nucleotides long. RefSeq names its product otolin 1 (gene Otol1). Gene Ontology annotation, molecular function: protein binding. Lineage: Eukaryota; Metazoa; Chordata; Mammalia; Rodentia; Octodontidae. Bases 1 to 1425 code for a protein of 474 amino acids. The transcript is spliced from 4 exons. The record is from RefSeq and is a predicted model, not a curated record.
AUGUGGACGUUUUCUUGCCUUUGUGCCAUUUUAAUUAUUUUGACUAUUGCUGGUAUGGAGGCAGCAUCGAAGACCACACCAUACACCAAAUUUACAAAAAAAUCUGAUGCGAAAGAGGUGCCAAAGGGUUUAAAGCUGUCCACUGGCUUGCCUUGGGAAGAAGGAGGUGCUGUGCUCACAGAAAUGGCUUCAGUGGUAGAACCCACCAUGGACCCAGUUGCCUCGGACUCUGGUUUUCCCACGGCCACUCUCUUUCCCUUUGAAAACUUCACUCUUGAUACAGUUGAUUUCUUUUUGAAUUGUUGUCGUUGCUGUGCACCUGUUGUUGGGCAGAAGGGAGAACCAGGAAAGACUGGAACACCAGGUCUUAAAGGAGAGGUUGGUGAUAUGGGGAUUCCAGGCCCUCCAGGAGUCAUUGGACCCCAAGGGCCGAAGGGCCACAAAGGAGAAAAGGGACUAAAGGGAGGCCGUGGGGACCAAGGAGCAAGUGGAAUUCCAGGAUAUCCUGGAAAACCUGGAGAACAAGGUGGACUUGGCCCCAAGGGGGAUAAAGGAAACAUUGGCCUUGCAGGAAUAAAAGGACAAAAAGGCUCAAAGGGGGAUCUGUGUGGGAAUUGCACCAAAGGAGACAAAGGAGACCCUGGAGCCAUGGGCUUCCCGGGUUUGAAUGGAGAGCCUGGGACCAAGGGAGAGAAAGGAGAGACAGGAGAGAAAGGCUACUGUGGAGACUCAGGGGAGAGAGGAGGGAAAGGGCAAAAGGGUGAGAAGGGGAUGAAAGGGGAAAGAGGCAGCAAAGGAGACACUGGAAUAGAAGGCACAAGGGGCCCAGGUGGCCUGCCUGGGGCCAAAGGUGAUCCAGGCCUUAAAGGAGAAAAAGGAGAGUUAGGUCCUCCUGGCUUGGUGGGACCUGCUGGGCCAAAGGGUGAGCAUGGAACUAAAGGAGUCCGAGGACCUAUUGGGAAAAAGGGCUCACGGGGUUUCAAGGGCUCCAAGGGAGGGGUGGUCGAAGUCCCACAGUCAGCCUUUAGUGUUGCUUUAUCAAAGCCAUUCCCUCCUCCUAACACCCCUAUCAAAUUUGACAAGGUUCUGUACAAUGACCAAGGGGACUACAGCCCCGUCACUGGGAAAUUUAACUGCAGUAUUCCUGGGGCAUAUGUGUUUUCCUAUCAUGUCACUGUGAGGGGUCGGCCUGCUCGGAUCAGCCUGAUGGCCCAGAAUAAUAAGCACUUCAAGUCCAGAGAGACUGUCUAUGGCCAGGAAAUCGACCAGGCCUCUCUCCUCCUCAUCCUGAAAUUAAGAGCAGGAGAUCAAGUGUGGCUGGAAGUGUCAAAGGAUUGGAAUGGCGUGUACGUGAGCCCUGAAGAUGACAGUGUUUUUACUGGGUUUCUUUUGUACCCAGAGAAAACUUCUGAAAUUUCACCAUAA